UUUUGAAUGCGCUGUGGCCGCAACGUGAAACUGUUUCUGUUUUCAAGGUACGCAGAGCGGCCUUAUCGAUUUGUUGGGCUGGUGUCCUAUCACCAUUUUACCAAAACCAUUUUACCAGUUUACAGUUCUCAGGCAUCGUCCGGCGACGAAGUGUGUGUUUAGUGUUCCGGCGUGUAAGUGGUUAGGUUAACAAACGGCGCAGAGUGCUGGUGGCCGCUGACUACCGGAUCCCGCGAAGUGUGAGAGACAUAAAGUCCAGAGUGCAAAUCGUGGCCACACGCGAAAAUGAGCCCCAUCGCCGGCGAAGAAUCGUUUCCAUCGUUUAUGGGCCGCAUGAGUGAGCGCCAGGAGUGAACGCCGCGGGCCGAGGAAGCAUCCACAGUGUUAGUGUUUAAUUAAACUCAACAUCGUUCGCGUCCGUCCGUCCGCGUGCGACAGGCGACCAAAACGGGGUGUCCCUGAACGGUAGUUGGAAAUCGAUCGAAACUCCCAUCGAACGCGGCAGGACGCCGCUAGUAAUCUAGUCGUCAACAUGGGUGCGCCACCUGCCAAGAAGCCGCUGGUCAACAGGAACCUAAUAUCGUUGAAGAUUGUCCUCUUUCUCUUCUACGGAGCCUUGGGAUGUCUGCAUCCGUAUCUGCAGAAGCACAUGACCCUGACCGGGUUGAACUACUACGAGUCGCACCUGGUGACACUGAUUGCGCCACUGGUGGCGAUCCUGGGACCGCUGAUUAUCGCUCCGCUCGUCGAUCGACUCGCCGGCCGCUCGGGAUCCUCGUUCGGCAAGCGAUUACGCCUGCUGGCCUCGCUCUGUAUGAUCCUCUCGGUGGUCCUCUACUCGGUGCUGUUCUUCGUUGUGCCGCGCGUCGAACGGGAAGAGUCUAGCCGGUCGAUGGUGAGCUUCGCCUGUGACUACGAUGGUGCCAUCAUCUUCCAGCAGCGCUGCAGCGAGGAGCGAACCUGCUACCAAUGGAAACGAGAAAAGAUUGGCCACCUGACGCUCACGAACUGCUCGUAUACUUGCCAGAAGCCGGUCGAGUUCGAGAACCUGAAUCACCCGUACACGAAGGGUCUGGUGUUGGCUUUGUCCACCGAGAGCUCGGUCGAGGACGAGGAUUACGAUCUGAGCGAUGAGCCGCUGCCGGCACCGGAGAACUUCAAACUGCAGCCACGGGUAGAGGUGGACAACACGCCGAUCCCGGUGCCACACAUUUGCGAGCACAAAGGGGACCGCGAGCGGGAGCUCUGCCACGCGUACACCUCGGCCGCGACCUCGCUCAAGCUGGCCACGGUGCUGCGGAGCGCGGUGAACGAGGAGAACGAGACGCACAGUGCCGAGUGGUGCCGCUACCCGCUCGACGGGUUCUCCUGCGAAAUCCCCGAGAAGCAGAUCACCUGGAUGAAGCUCCUGACGAACUCUUCGAACUGUACGCCCAAAGUGGAGUGCGAAGUGGCCGAUCCGUACGACGACGAGGAGAGCGUGCUGUCCGAGAGUGUUUGCAUGAAAAUUGUUGGUGACCCGGAGUUGACGUUCUGGUCGUACCUGGUGCUCCGGUCGCUGGGCGAUGCGUUCCUGUUGGCCGUCAUUGUGCUGCUGAAUGCGGCCACCAUCAUCGCGACUCGGGAGACUUCCAGCGGACGCGGAGACUUUGGUCGGCAGAUCGUGUGGGGUGCCAUCGGGUGGGCCAUCUCGUACUUUGCCCUCGGCUGGUUCUUCGAGACGUACUACGGGUACGUGGGGCUGGCGCUGCUGGCCGCCCUCGUGCUGCUGGUAUCUUCCGGUAUGCCACUGACGCCACCGGAGAUGUGGUGGCAUACCAAGUGCGGCAUGGUGGCCAUCCCGAUGUCGGCCAUCCGUCGGUACGGGCCCGAGACGGCCGGACUCUGCUUGGUGACGCUCAUCCUGGGGACCUUCUGGGCCGUGCUGGACAACUACGAAGGGGUGCUGGUCAAGACGUACGACAUUCACCCGCUGGCCGAGGACUACUACGGCGAGGUGUGGAGCGCGUUCAUCGUUCUCGGGGCCCUGCUGACGAUCCCGGUCCUGUGGUACGCGGAGAAGAUUGUGGAUUUUUGCGGCCACUCGAACAUACUGAUCACCGCCAUCACGACGUUUAUCCUGCGCUUCUCGCUGCUCGCCUCCACCGACGUCACCUGGUGGCGCGUGGUGAUUGACUUCCUCUACCCGGUGACGCUCGGGCUCACCUGGCUCACGAUCGUGUUCUACAUGCGGCACAUCAUUCCGCGUCGGGUCAUCACCACCGGCCAGGCAUUGCCGGUGAUCUUCCACUUCUGCCUGGGCCGCUUCCUCGGGGCGCUGAUCGGAAUGUGGACCACCAUCGAGCACCUGAUCGUGACGUUCCAGGCGUUGGCCAUCACCGCGUGCGUCAUUUCGGUCAUCUACUUCCUGCUGUACCACCUGGUCCUGGCGCCACGCUGUGCCGCUCGGCUGCACCACGAACCGUCAGCCACCGCGCUCCACAUCACGGGCCCGGAGGCAAGCGCUAAUGGACAGCAACAGCAGCAGGGGCCGGCGCAGGGACAGCAGCAGCCGGUUCAGACGAACGGAAGCUACCAGCCGCUGCGAAUCUAUCACAACUAUCGCGGGCGCAAAGGACACUUCCGUUACUAAAUGGCCCGCCUACGCAAGUGUUCGUUCCCUCUCUCUCUCUGCGAUUCCUUCCUAGUCCAGUGUUCGUUUCGGCGCACGGCUGACGGACCUCCGCACCUUCGUUCGAUCAACACUUUCGAUUGUGGCACCAACAAAAGAAACCAAAACUCCUUAUUCAAAGCCGGCGAAGAGCGAUCAUUCUGCACAACCCCCCUCGACUAACGACUAACAACGACAGUAUCGAUUGUUUUCUGUUUUUACCGACCCUUCUUUACCGAAUUAAAUGAACGCGUCCAACAGACUUACUAUUUAUUGGACUGCCGGGCAGUGAUGCUUUCCCGGAUCCCGCGAAACGCACGUCCUGUUGGAUUUUAGUUUAGUGUAGUUAAAAUACGAACCCAGUCCUUCCCCGUUCGCAAGCAUCGUACCCUGCUGCCACCAGCAGUGUACGAUGGUUACAUGGUAUGGUUAAGUAAUCUCAAUUCUCCUAUAGGUCACAAUUUCGACUAUUAAACGACGCUCAAUCCAGCGAUCAGAGCAUCCUUCUGAUUGAGUUCUUGCCCUUUCUUGGGUCCUCUUAACUAACAAGAAACGAAAUAUUUACGAACCUUAAAUGGAAAGCUAUCCAAUAAGCCAGCACACCGCAAUCAAAACCACACAGCUCCUGGUACUCAUACCGAAUCUCUUAGUGAUAGAACGAUGGACAGAUGAUACCAAGGGCUCGCGCGCCUUCUAUUUACUCGUCUGUAAUCCGUAAAAAAACAAAAGUAACAAUUAACUACUCUCUACUCGACUCGCACCCAAACUCAGAGCUCCACCGCGAUUGUGCAAAAACUCGCCUUAAGCCCGACGCGGUGCUAAUGGAUGUCCGCUGUCCGCAAAUGUCUUUAGCCGUAAGAGCAGCGACAAAGAAGCGCCUUUAGCCGAAGCAGGAGAAACAAAUUGUUAAACAAAAGUGAGGCAGUCUAUGAGUCUAUUACUCCUGUCGCCGCCGAAGCAGCCAGGCACGCAAGUGACCGCCCGCACCCGCGGGUGGUUUGUGUUCUUUCUUUUUGCAGCUAUUAAUGUUGACCAUAUAUAGAGGGACACGCCGAAAUAGUUCAUAUUUGUAAAUAAAUUUAAGCAAUACCGAAAAAGCUGAACAACU
This is a messenger RNA of Anopheles cruzii, 3758 nucleotides long. RefSeq lists its product as uncharacterized. The transcript has 5 exons. The record is from RefSeq and is a predicted model, not a curated record. Bases 533 to 2632 code for a protein of 699 amino acids. Lineage: Eukaryota; Metazoa; Arthropoda; Insecta; Diptera; Culicidae. Gene Ontology annotation, cellular component: membrane.